ACCAAGGCAGCCAGGAAGAAGCUUGUUUGUUAGCUUUAGCUCCAGCUGAAGUUUCGAUAGUUUAUCGAAGCAAAAAUAUUCACACACGUUACCGUGUCAAACAUUUAGUCUUUGCACGAAAAUUUAUCGAACAGCAACGUCGUUGUCUAUUUUUUUCUAGGUUUCUAUUAGCUGUCACUUUUUGGGUUAGCUUUGUGGGUGCUAAUGUAGCAUUUCUGGCUCGCAUUUAGCUCUUCCAACAUAAAUAAAACGUGUCCGUCUCCGUCGUGUUUGUUGCCGCACCGCAGCAGCUAUUAUGAACAACAGAAAAGGUUAAACUUUUCUACCUCUCGGACCUUUCGUCAUGGGCACUGCGUCUUCUUUGGUCAGUCCGGGAGGAGAAGUGAUUGAAGACGGAUAUGGUGGUGACGGAGGAGAAGCUUGUGAAAUACCGGUUGAAGUGAAGCCCAAAGCCCGACUCCUGCGGAGCUCGUUCCGCCGAGGACCUCGCGUGAUCGGGGCCAGUUUCAAAUCCACGGGAUCCGUGGAUCUAGAAUAUGCCGCCGAGUACGAGAGACUCCGUAAAGAGUACGAAAUCUUCCGUGUCAGCAAGAAUAAUGAGGUCGCAUCUAUGCAAAGGAAGGAAGCCAAACUGGAUGAGGAGAACAAGAGGCUGAGGGCUGAGUUACAGGCUCUACAGAAGACCUAUCAGAAGAUCCUCAGAGAAAAAGAAGCUGCUCUUGAGGCCAAGUACCAAGCUAUGGAGAGGGCGGUCACUGUUGAACAUGACAGGGACAAAGUAAAACGACAGUUUAAGAUUUUUCGGGAGACAAAAGAGAAAGAGAUCCAGGACCUCCUUCGGGCUAAGAGGGAUUUAGAGGCCAAACUGCAACAGCUGCAGUCUCAGGGAAUCUAUGUCUAUAGUCCGAAUGGUUCUGACUCAGAUGAUAACCAAACCACAGUGACUGCUGGAGGAACGCAGUGUGAAUACUGGACUGGUGGGGUGUUGGGAAGUGAACCAUCUAUGGGUAGCAUGAUGCAGCUGCAGCAGACUUUCAGGGGACCAGAGUUUGCACACAGUUUAAUUGAUGUGGAAGGACCAUUUGCAAAUGUGAGCAGAGAUGACUGGGAUGCUGCGGUCGCCAGUCUUCUUCAGGUAUCACCUCAUGUCCCCCAGGCCUUAUGGAGUAACACUGUGCGCUGCUACCUCAUCUCCACACAGGACACCAAAGCUGAGCUCGAUAUCUUUAUCAAGAAACACUCUUCAGAGUUACGUCAGAUGUGUGAGUGUUUGGGCCAUUUCUACCUAAACGUUUACUUCCCAGAGGAGACGGCUGCUUCGUACAUCACGGAGCGCAAACAGGAGAUCGAAAAGAGCUCCGUGUGCGUGCUUCUCCUCAAGUCCACUGUUACCAGCUCUGUGAUCGAGGAUUGUGAGGAGGCUUUUGUGAGGAAUCUGGAUGGCCACUCACUGGUGCUGUACCUUCGGACUGAAGGGGAUGGCGGUUUGACUGAACCCAUCAGGCAGCUGUUGGAGAAGGUCAACACAGCAGACAAGGCUGCCAAAGUUAAGGUGGUGGAUCAUAGUGGCUUAGCAGAAGACGGCGCUAACCUCAUUUAUACUCAGCUGAAGAAAGUCAUUAAGCAGGAGUUGCUGGGUUUCGAAGGAGCAGAUGCGGACUCUAAGGACGCUGUCGUAGACGAAGGACAUGAGGAGGACUCUGGAGACGUGCUGUGGGACCUGCAUGAUGAACAGGAGCAGAUUGAAUCCUAUCAGCAGGCCUGUAACAGCACUGCCUCCCAGUUAGGCUUCCAGAAGUAUAUAGAUCGUUUGAAUGAUAUGAUAGCUGCCCCACCUCCCACACCACCUCUGCUGGUUUCUGGUGGGCCAGGCUCGGGAAAGUCCCUCCUGCUUUCCAAGUGGGUUGAGCUGCAACAGAAACAAUCCCCCAACUCCUUGUUCCUUUAUCAUUUUGUCGGCCGCCCACUUUCCACGAGCUCAGAGCCAGUUCUCAUUAUCAAACGCCUCACAGUCAAACUGCUGCAGCAUUUCUGGUCCCUUUCUGGUUUAACCAUGGAUCCCAGUAAAACCUUGGAGGAGUUUCCCCGCUGGCUUGAAAGACUGUCGGCACGGCAUCAAGGAAACAUCAUCAUCAUCAUCGACUCAAUUGACCAAAUACACCAAGCAGAAAGGCACAUGAAGUGGCUGAUUGACCCCCUCCCUGUUAAUGUCAGAGUUGUGGUUUCUGUCAAUGUAGAGACAUGUCCUCAAGCUUGGAGAUUGUGGCCCACACUCCACUUAGAUCCACUCAGUCCUAGAGAAGUCAAGAGCGUAGUCACCGCAGAGUGUCAGAGCAUGGGUCUUAAACUGACCAAAGACCAGGAAAAAAAACUGGAAAGGCACUGCCGCUCUGCAUCGACCUGCAAUGCAUCAUAUGUCACACUGCUGGCAAGGAUGAUCGCAAGUGACAGAUGUGACUUGUCUCUGGAGAAGAGCCUGGAGCAGUGUCUGCUGUGUCAGGACUCCAUGUCUCUCUAUCGCUUGGCGCUCAACAUGACGCUACGUUCCCUCAGCACAGACACAGAGAGACGUGUGAUGAAAGAGAUGCUGUGCCUUGUAUUUGCCAGCCAUAAUGGAGUGAGUGAAUCAGAAAUAUUGGAUUUUUUCCCAGAGCUGGAGUUACCCGUGCUGUCGUUUCUGCUCCACCGCCUGAACAGACUCUGCAUCACAACCCUCCGCUGUGGACUCGUCACUUUUCAGCAUCUGCAGGCUUGUGAGGCUGUGAGACUGGAGUUCCUGAGUGGAGGAAGCAGCUCUGCGUCCUACAGAGAGAAACUUAUUCAUUACUUCAGCCAGCAGCUGAGUCAGGACCGUGUGACGUGGCGGGUCGCAGAUGAACUACCCUGGCUGCUCCAGCAGCAGGAGGAACAAACUAAACUCCAGCUCUGUCUUUUGAAUCUGUUUGUCUCCCAAAAUCUCUACAAGAGGGGUCAUUUCUCUGAGCUGCUGGCCUAUUGGCAGCACGUGGGCAAAGACAAAAGUUCCAUGGCGACAGAGUACUUUGACUCUCUGAAAAACUACGAGAAGAGCUGCGAGAGUGAAGAAGACAUGACCAAACUCGCAAACCUGUACGAAACUCUGGGGCGUUUUCUCAAAGACUUGGGCCUCCCGAGUCAGGCUGUGGCACCUUUACAUAGAUCUCUUGAGAUCAGAGAGACAGCCCUGGACCCAGACCAUCCCAGCGUAGCGCGCUCUCUGCACCAGCUGGCCGGAGUUUACGUCAAAUGGAAGAAAUACGGGAAUGCCGAGCAGCUGUACAAGCAAGCGCUCGAGAUAAGCGAGAAUGCCUUCGGGGCAGAACAUCCCAGCGUGGCCCGGGAGCUCGAGUCACUCGCUGUGCUCUAUCAGAAACAAAACAAGUAUGAACAAGCUGAGAAACUCAAGAAGAGGUCAGUUAAGAUCCGGCAGAAGACUGCACGCCAGAAAGGUCAUAUGUAUGGCUUCACUCUGCUGAGACGCAGAGCCCUCCAGCUGGAGGAGCUGACUCUGGGAAAAGACUCUGCAGAUUCUGCCAAAACACUCAACGAGCUGGGCGUCCUCUACUACCUCCAAAACAACCUGGAUGCAGCAAAAGUGUUCCUGACCCGCUCACUGGAGAUGCGCCAGCGUGUCUUCGGCCCGGAUCACCCCGACUGCGCUCAGUCCCUCAACAACCUGGCUGCGCUGCACACCGAGAGGAGGGAGUACGAGACGGCCGAGGACAUGUACGAGAGGGCGCUGGAGAUCCGCAAGAAAGCCCUGUCGCCAGACCACCCCUCUCUGGCGUACACGCUCAAACACCUGGCCAUGCUCUAUAAACGCAGAGGGAAGCUGGAGAAAGCAGUUCCACUUUAUGAGUUAUCUUUAGAGAUCAGGGAGAAGAGUUUUGGUCCUAAACAUCCGAGUGUAGCCACAGCACUGGUCAACCUCGCUGUAAUCUACUGUCAGCUGAAGAAGCACAGCGAGGCCUUGCCCCUGUAUGAACGAGCACUCAAAGUGUACGAGAAUAGUUUAGGCCGCUCACAUCCACGAGUUGGAGAAACCCUAAAGAACCUGGCUGUGCUUAGUUUUGAGAGGGGUGACUUUGAGCGAGCAGCUGAGCUUUAUAAGCGCGCGAUGGAGAUUAAAGAGGCGGAGCCAUCGUUAGUGUGUGGCAACGCCCCGUCGCGCCACUCCUCCAGUGGAGACACAUUCAGCGUGAAGGGGCCAGCUCCACUGCCACAUGCUCCGAGGUGAACCUGAUGGUGCCACCUGUCCAAAAGUACUAUAAACAGAACUCAAACAGAACUUUUUUGCCUCAUCUCAAAAAAAGAAUCAACAGAUCGUCAUGGUUUACUGAGGUACUGCGUAGUUUCUACACAUCCUCACAUCAGAAACUAUAGUUUUUUGUUAGUUUUUUUACAUGGAUUUGUUAUUUUAGUGAGACACUACAUCAGUCCCCUUUUACAAGCUUGGAUUUUUGGAACUCAAAUUUUAACUUAAAAAUAUUUGUUGCCAUUUAUUUUUCUCAACUUUGUGCCAACGGACACUUUCAGUUUUAGUUAUCGAUUGUAUGCACUUUAUUUUUUGUAUUUAUAGCUCAAGUGAACAACUUCAAAAGUCAAACAUAUAAAAAAAACUUCUMAAAAAAAAAAAAAAAAGCCAGGACUAGAAGACUUCAAGCACUUUUUGUUGUCAAAUCUACAACAGUAAGUUGCAAGUACAAUCAAAUGUGUAUUUAAAACAAAUCGUAUUCUAUCUUCAAGUACAAGGACACCUACCGUUUACAUAACCUUGGUUGUUCAUUAAUAAAAAUAGAACAAAUCGAAGUCCAAAACAAGUUAGAGAAAGGUUGUCUGAGGAGACAUUUUCUCUGAUGUAGCUGUUUACAUGAAAACACUAUGUUUGCAUUUAUCGUUUAACCAGAGAAACUGUAAGGAUGCUGCCAAAAACACGUUUGUGCCAUUUAAAUUCACCUAAAUUCCAAUGCAAUAAAUGUCCUACCUGAACCAGA
Messenger RNA from Austrofundulus limnaeus, 5012 nucleotides. RefSeq names its product nephronophthisis 3 (gene nphp3). The record is from RefSeq and is a predicted model, not a curated record. The transcript is spliced from 27 exons. Gene Ontology annotation, biological process: determination of left/right symmetry; convergent extension; kidney development. Bases 344 to 4255 code for a protein of 1303 amino acids. Gene Ontology annotation, molecular function: protein binding. Gene Ontology annotation, cellular component: ciliary inversin compartment; ciliary base. Lineage: Eukaryota; Metazoa; Chordata; Actinopteri; Cyprinodontiformes; Rivulidae.